Colletotrichum spaethianum is the source of this 3723-nucleotide messenger RNA. Its product is annotated as putative phospholipid-transporting ATPase DNF3. The record is from RefSeq and is a predicted model, not a curated record. Gene Ontology annotation, cellular component: cytoplasm. Bases 1 to 3723 code for a protein of 1240 amino acids. The transcript has 8 exons. NCBI's taxonomy places the organism in Eukaryota, Fungi, Ascomycota, Sordariomycetes, Glomerellales, Glomerellaceae. Gene Ontology annotation, molecular function: glycerophospholipase activity; metal ion binding.
AUGGCUCCCAGCGGCGCUGACCGCAAAACCGAGAAGUCCUACCUGUCGUCUGCUGUCGACUCCAUCAACCCGUGGGCCGGCGGUCGGAGCUCGACGCCAACGCAAACCCCCAAAGAGCCUCCUCCGCAGCCCGUGCCAGCCCCGACCUCGCGUCCCGGCGAUCACAGCAUCACCCACUUAUACGGCCAGAGCAUCAAGAGCUACCCCGCCGACUGCCCUCCUCUGAACGUGCUCUGGUACCAUGCAACCGAUGUUCCCAAGCGGAAACCCCAAUUCCUCAGAGACAAAUCGAAACCUGCCGAUGAUGCCAAGCCCCCACCUCAGCCGAAGAAGUUCCUCCCGUUUUCGAAGCUAGAUUCACGCGCAAUCGAGUCUGCAUAUCAGCGCCUGCUCGAGGAUUCGGAGAAAAGAAGAGGCGAUCGAUCGUUGCGAAACGCCUCGUCAGGCUCGCGACGUGGCCGCACGAAUACGGACGAAGAAAGCACACACAGCAGCCUAGAGACCAGUCCCGAAGGUGCCCACACCCCCAAAACACGAGUUCCCGUAAACGAGGAUUAUCUCUUCGAUGUCGAUAUCGAGAACCGAGAGCUAGCUCCCGUCUACUGGCUCGGUCCUGUCUAUGAAGUCCGUCGCGGUACCUGGUUCUAUGAGGAAGGCUCGUCUUUGCGGCCAUGCGAGGAGAAUCUGGCCUCGCAGUUGGAGGAGGGUUACCUCAAGGUCAAGCCCUGGACAUACCCGAACCCGCGGGUUCGCAGUGACCCCAAGAACAAGGACGCGAAGAACAAGGAUGUGACCCCGAAAGCAUCCGUCGAGAAUCUCAAGGCCGCCGCCUCAACCACCCCUACCACAGAGAACAGUAAACUCCUGGGACCACAGAAUCAGCACCAGCCGUCAUCGCACCGCUUGUUCGGCGCCUGGAUGAACAGCAUCGCGACAUAUCAGGACGCAAAUACAGCAUGGCUUACAUCAGAUAGCAUGCUCUCGUGGGUGACCUCCACCAUGUACGAAAGAUUCUCGGGCGGCGGUUACAUGAGCGGUGUCAAGCUGGUGAGGGGCUAUUCCGAUGUGGCCAAGAACAAGAAGGAGAAGCAGCCGUCCACACCGACCGAUGCUACUUCUACUUCGCAGCUUGACGAGAAACAACAAAAGCUACUCAAGAGGAGAUCUGCGCCGCCUUCUUCUACGCCUUCUCAGUCCAACGACGACCUUUCACGUACUGAGGAGGAUGACACCAGGGAGAACUCUCUUCAACGGCAGAUCUCAUCACUGAUGGAGGGAGCCGAGCGGAACCAGGAGGAGCAGGAAGAAGAGAUUCGCAAGCGCGAGGAAAAGGAAAUCGAAAACGACUACAACGGCCAGCUUGGUGAAACUCAAGGGCGUGAUAUCGAGCAUUUGGUUCUUGUCACGCACGGAAUCGGCCAACUCUUGGGUAUACGCAUGGAAAGCAUCAAUUUCGUUCAUGACGUCAAUGUCCUGCGCAAAAACAUCAAAUCCGUUUACUCCAGCUCUGCAGACCUACGGGCUCUAAACUCGGAGCUCGAAGAUGGUCCGAGAAACUGCCGCGUGCAGGUCUUGCCUGUGUGCUGGAGACAUCUUCUUGAUUUCCCCAAGAGACGGGAGAAAAAGAACGAGCGGGACAUUGGUGAUGGCGCUUUAGAUGAGGAUGAGUACCCUUCUCUGGAGGAUAUCACCAUUGAAGGUGUGGCUUUUGCUAGGUCUUUGAUUUCCGACCUUGCACUCGACGUCUUGCUCUAUCAAAGUGCCUACAGGGAACAGAUUUCGGAGAUUGUGCUGAAAGAAUCGAACCGCAUCUACAAACUGUUCCUCGAACGGAAUCCGGAAUUCAAGGGCAAGGUCCAUAUUGUCGGCCACUCCCUCGGUUCCGCCAUCAUGUUUGACAUCCUGUGUCGGCAGAAGGAGAAGUCAAAGGGGCUAGAGAGUCCAAGGAAUCCUCUCCGCUUCUGGCCACUACAAGAAAAGGCCCAUGGUUCCCGAGAUCGGGAAGCCAACGAGCUGCGAUUUGAGUUCGAUGUGGAUGACCUUUACUGCCUAGGAUCACCAGUGGGCUUAUUCCAAAUGCUCAAGGGACGGACCAUUUCAGCUCGUCACCUCCCGAACGCUCGCCCGUCGGAAAGCCCUAUGAAUCCGGAUUUGAUAGACGACCCCUUUCUCACGGCGACGCCGUCGUCUCCUACCCAUCGGGUCUCUGCAAUCACCGGUCUCCCUUAUUCCGUAUCGUCGCCAAAGGUCUCGCAACUUUUCAACAUUUUCCAUCCCUCGGACCCUAUCAGUUACCGGCUUGAGCCCCUGAUUUCACCUGCCAUGUCUUCAUUGAAGCCCCAAGUCUUGCCGUACACCAAAAAGGGCAUCUUUGGCAAUGUGGCUCAGCAAGGUCUGUCAGGCAUCGGCAUGAAGGUGGGACAGAGUGUCAGCGGGCUGUGGUCUAGCUUGAGCGCAGGAAUUGCGAGCAAUCUGCUCAACCGCAGUCUGGGCCUCAGCAACGAAGACGUGGCCAAGAUGAACUCGGCGAAUGCUCCGCAACAAGUUUCGGGAGCAGGAACGAACAUUGCAGACAGCGGCGUGAUCUCGGACGUCUCGAAGCUGGAGGCAAAGACCAACGAGCGCAAGAAGCAGCUCGCAGAUUCCAAGGCCAUGGUCGGCCGCACCAGCAUCAGCGGUAACGAGAUGACGCUGAUUGACGACGAGCUCGAGACGCUUUACUCCAAGUUCCAGGAGAAGCGCGUGGACCUGGCCAAGACAGAUGAUGAUGGCGGCAGAGCGGACUGGCUCGAGGCAGAGCGCAAGGCGCAGAAGCUGCGCCGGGAGGAGAUGAAGGUCCGGGCCCUGAAUCGCAACGGACGUGUGGACUACAGCAUCCAGGAGAGCGUCCUCGACUUCAACCCCAUGAACACGAUUGCUUCGCACAUGAGUUACUGGUCUGACGAAGACAAUGCCGGCAUCGACCAGGGCACCCCAGCGUGCGGGAUUGCUCCUGGCAACAUCCUCAGCCGUCUGACCAGCCUCGGUGCGCAGGGCGCGAAUGUCGUCGGCGUUGUCGUUGGUCAGGCGCACAAUCUGCAAUGCCUCUGCGGCCUGGCGCGCCGACACGGGAAAGACGUCGGUGGGCACGGGCGAGGCGAUCCAGAGCAGCAGCCAGACGACCUCCUCCUGCUCCUUCUCGAGGGCGAGGUGCAGAGCGCUCUUGCCGCCAGCGAGAGGGUCCUGGUAGCGGAUGAGCUGGCCGAGCUGGGCGACGUCGCCGGCGAGCUCCUCGUUUGCGUCCUGGAGCAGGUCGACGACGCCCUGGACGUCGCCCUCGGCGCACAUGAGGUGGUAGGCGCGAGCCGGGCGGGCUUCGGGGUUAGCGGCGAGGUAGGCCUCCUCGGUGAUGUUGGGGAGGAUGUCGAGGGCGUCCUGGAGGCCGCCCUCGUUGACGUAGCGGGUGAGGAUGGCGGCGCCGGGCGGGGUGUGCAGGAAGGGGUUUGUGACGGAGGGGCCCUGGGUGUUGGAAGGGAGGUACUUCUGGCACGAGGGGCAGUUGAGGGAGAUUGCGAUCUCCUGGGACUGGUCCAGGAGGCAUUGCCUGUUUUUUUGAUGCUCGAGAUCGUCGGGGACGUUCUGGGGGUCGUCGACGGUCUGGCCCUCGUCGUCGCUCUCUGGUUCGAGGACGAUGACGAGAGGGUCCUCGCAGGCUUUGCAGACGGCAGCCAUGGUUUUCUGUGA